AUGUCGGAUUCUCCAUUCCCUCGAAACUUCAGUCUACGAAACGUUAGUUCAAGCAAACCUCAAGUUGAGCGAACCGAGUCACGGCAAUCCGUUGCCGCCUCGGACGACUACUAUUCCUUCUCAGACCGAGCGGCCUCUUCGAGUCCAGAAAGUCGAGUCACAGCAAUGAGAUUUGCCACGCCUGAUUCACAUCCAUCUUCUCAAGCAUCCUCUCCCACAGUGCCCAGCGCACAAGAACCGCAGCACCGCCAGAUGGCUGAAUUCAGUCAUCUCCAGCAACAAAUGCAGCAACAUACCGCCGAGGAUAUUGGAUCUCCCCGACCAGCCACCGCCAGUACAGUUCGCUUCGGAGAAGAUAAAAUCGCCCGUAUUAGUCCCAAAUCUGACGAGACGGUUCGGCGAAUCACGACCGACUAUGCCGGCCCAGCACCUACUCCGGGUCUAGAUGAUUCGCCCUACGUUCGCUUCGCCAUAGAUCAACUGACUCGUGAUGAAGAAGUGAACGGGCCUCGACGACAGGACUCUAUUUCGACCAAAGAUGACUUUCCUGUUGAUCGCCUCGUGUGGGAUCAAGGUCUGGGCUAUUUUACUCGCGCACGAACCCCAAUCCGGCACACCGAGACACCCCCGAGACCAGACUUGAAAUCGCCAUCCCCACAAGCACUGCCCCAAAGACCUGAUUCGAUUGACCCAGAGUCAUUUGUUGCGGUUGAUCCUCCAGAACAGAGUCUUUUAUACCCCCCCCUAGACUAUUUACCUUUUGUUUUGAGGCCGCUGGCUUUAUUUGGACUUAUCUUCUGCUGCCUGCUCAUGAUUGCGGGUGUCGUGUUUUGCAAUAUCUGGUCACGCCGUCACGAAGGUCUCUGGAACUACGACGGCCAGGGUGGUUCACGCUACUUUGUCAUGCAAUUCCUGCCUCAAAUACUGGCUGCCCCUAUUAUCAUCUGGACCUUUGUGGUUCAGGCCGCGGUAUAUCGCAUCUCGCCUUUUGCUAUGAUGGCCGCUCAGCGGAAACGUGGAUCUGUCUUGCAAGGCUUGCCGAUUCUCCCACGAAAUUUCGUGUUCCCUGACCUCUCGCAUUUUCGGUAUGGAGAGGCUCUUUUUGGCUUCUCACUCUUCACGAUCUGGCUGUCAAACUUCUUCGCGAUUCCCCUCCUCAGCUGCCUUUUCCAGGCCAAGUACUAUGAUGGAGUGUGGAGGUGGGCUUCUGUUCAGGCAGUUGGAUGGACUGUCGUUGCAUCAUAUGGGCUCAUGACCAUCGGACUGUUGCUUCUGGUAGUACGUUUUGCUCGUGGUUGGACAGGUCUCAUGUGGGACCCGGUCUGCUUAGCAGAUUUGAUCUCCAUUAUUCAGAGAUCCAAUAUUCUACAUGACUACGAACACUCUGAGACGGUUCCAUCUGUCAAGGAGUCACUGGACUCUCGCAUUCUUCGACUUGGCUACUGGAAAUUAUCCAUGAAGCCCGAGGUUUUCUACGGAAUUGGUGAAGUAGAUGCCCCGAUUCGCACACCAUCGCUCCACCAGACAGAAAAAAGUCGUGACAAGCAACCGCAUGGCCUUGCAAAAGUUUGCUUUGAUCUUGAGCAUCAUGGUGCUUUUGCCAACGACCCGUUUGAUCAUCAUCUUUAUUCACCUUUCAUUCGGUAUCGCUGGACACCCUGGUUCUUGCGCAAGCCUUCCGUUUUUGUCUGGACGGUUGUUGUCUUCGCUCUUUUCAUUGCUUUCGUGGUUGUGAGCUUUGUCCACAAUGCCAUCAAAAACGGCUUCCCCCCGAGAUUACCUACCCUUCCAUCGAUCAGUGCAUUUUCCUCUUCCAACUUCCUCUACAGCUUCAUCCCUGCAUUGAUCGGCAAUGUCCUCUUCCUCGUAUGGCAGCCGAUAGACAUUUAUUUCCGGGCUCUUCAGCCCUUUGUUGAGCUCGCCUGCCCUAAUGGCUCGACUGCGGAGAAAAGUAUCCUACUCUCCUAUCCUUCCUCCUUGCCUAUCCAAAUCACCCUCCAAGCUCUUAUCAACGGCCACUACAAAGUGGCCUGGAUCUCUUUCAUGAGUAUUGUCUCUAUUGCAAUCCCAAUCCUCGCCGGUGGUAUUUUCAUUGCUCUCUGGUACCCGAACCAUGAGGAUGUGCGAAUGUCAACUCUUCUGCCUGCUUUCUACGCAUUGAUUGCCUUCUGCGGUCUUUACGCUAUCUCCUUCCUCGCGACCUGGCCCGGUCGCUGCCGCUAUCUUCCUCACGAUAUUACGACCCUGGCCGAUUUGAUGAGCUAUUUCUACCAGUCCCCGCUGUUGGCGGAUAAGCUUCUUCGCGAGCCGCGUAGCAAGACUGACCUGGUAACCCGACUGAUUGUGGCCCCUCCAUCUGAGCGUCUGCUGCCUAUGUACGGGUUUGGCAUUUAUGUCGGCCGUGAUGGCAAGGAACAUCUCGGCAUUGACCGUUUCCAUCGCCCCGGUCGGACCGAUAUGCUGAUUACGACGGGCACGAUGAAAGGAUGA
Messenger RNA from Penicillium macrosclerotiorum, 2490 nucleotides. Its product is annotated as DUF3433 domain-containing protein. The coding region runs from base 1 to 2490 and encodes 829 amino acids. The transcript has 2 exons. Lineage: Eukaryota; Fungi; Ascomycota; Eurotiomycetes; Eurotiales; Aspergillaceae. The record is from RefSeq and is a predicted model, not a curated record.